Onychostoma macrolepis is the source of this 3395-nucleotide messenger RNA. It is a transcript of the gene aldh1a2, whose product is annotated as aldehyde dehydrogenase 1 family, member A2. Bases 180 to 1736 code for a protein of 518 amino acids. The record is from RefSeq and is a predicted model, not a curated record. Lineage: Eukaryota; Metazoa; Chordata; Actinopteri; Cypriniformes; Cyprinidae. Gene Ontology annotation, molecular function: aldehyde dehydrogenase (NAD+) activity. The transcript has 13 exons.
AAGGGAGAGAGAGUAGUUUAUGUAAAUGCUCCAUUUUAAUUAUAUUAGGAGGACGGCCCUAUUCUCUGCCCAAUAAAAAUGGACCAGGGCUGACACCUGGUUAUAAACACAGGAAGGAUUCCAAAGUAGUAAUCGCAAAUCGGCAGAAAAAAACCCAACCGGCAUCUUCAAGAGACGCAAUGACCUCCAGUAAAGUUGAACUGCCAGGAGAGGUGAAGAACGACCCGGCUGCGCUCAUGGCAUCUCUUCAUCUGGUGCCCUCACCGGUACCCAACCCUGAAAUCAAGUACACUAAGAUUUUUAUUAAUAACGAAUGGCAUGAUUCUGUGAGCGGUAAGGUCUUCAGCACAUACAACCCGGCUACAGGGGAGAAGAUCUGUGAUGUCCAGGAAGCAGAUAAGGCUGAUGUGGACAAAGCCGUGCAGGCUGCCCAUUCGGCCUUCUCUCUGGGUUCGGUAUGGAGGAAGAUGGAUGCAUCUGAACGUGGGAGGCUGUUGUUUAAGCUAGCUGACCUGGUGGAAAGAGACAGUGCUUACCUUGCUACCCUGGAGUCUCUGGACACUGGGAAACCUUUCCUCUCCUCCUUCUUCGUGGACCUUCAAGGAACCAUUAAAACCUUUCGAUAUUUUGCUGGAUGGGCAGAUAAGAUCCACGGUUCCACGAUUCCGACUGAUGGAGAAUACUUCACUCUUACCAGACAUGAGCCCAUCGGAGUUUGUGGACAGAUUGUUCCUUGGAACUUCCCCCUGGUGAUGACAGCAUGGAAAUUGGGGCCAGCGCUGAGCUGCGGGAACACUGUUGUCCUGAAACCUGCUGAGCAGACCCCUCUCACCUGCCUCUACAUCGGUGCUCUGAUCAAAGAGGCUGGGUUUCCACCGGGAGUCGUCAAUAUUUUGCCAGGCUAUGGGCCAACCGCGGGAGCCGCGAUUGCUUCGCACAUGGGCAUAGACAAAGUGGCGUUCACAGGAUCGACUGAGGUAGGCAAGCUGAUCCAAGAAGCAGCAGGAAAGAGCAAUCUGAAGAGAGUCACGCUAGAGCUUGGGGGAAAGAGUCCCAACAUCAUUUUUGCAGAUGCUGAUUUUGAGCUGGCAGUCGAACAGGCCCAUCAGGGUGUUUUCUUCAAUAAUGGUCAAUGCUGCACCGCUGGUUCCCGUAUCUUUGUGGAGGAGCCCAUUUAUGAGGAGUUUGUGCGAAGGAGUGUUGAGAGAGCGCGGAGAAGGACGGUGGGAAAUCCCUUUGACCCAACCACUGAGCAGGGACCUCAGGUGAGUGCGGAGCAGCAGAGUCGUGUACUGGAGCUGAUUCAGAGCGGCAUCACUGAGGGAGCUAAAAUGGAGUGCGGCGGCAAAGCUCCUCCUUCUAAAGGCUUCUUUGUGGAGCCCACAGUCUUCUCUGAUGUACAGGACCACAUGCGCAUUGCCAAGGAGGAGAUAUUUGGGCCAGUUCAGCAAAUCAUGAAGUUUAAAACUAUUGAAGAAGUGAUUGAGAGAGCCAACAACACAGAAUAUGGUCUGGCAGCAGCGGUCUUCACCACAGACCUCAACAAGGCCAUGACUGUCUCUGCAGCUUUGCAGGCCGGCACUGUCUGGAUCAACUGUUAUAAUGCCCUGAGCUGCCAGUGUCCUUUUGGAGGAUUCAAAAUGUCCGGCAAUGGUCGUGAACUGGGUGAGAUCGGACUGAAAGAGUAUACAGAGGUGAAAACCAUUACAAUGAAGAUGUCAGGGAAGAAAUCUUAAAGCACAACUAUGUACGUUCCUAGCAGCGGGAAGUCUUCCUCUGAGGUUAACCACUAGCCAUUAUCCUUUGGUUGUCUAUAGUGGUAAAACACCACACAGUAACCACCCGUCACUUCUGCAUUGGAGCACCUCUUCUCCUGCAUCUUCGUAGGCUGUUCUCAUGAACUACCCUUCAUCUCCAUCCCGCGUCCACUAGCAGCUCCACAUCCACCGCCACAAUUAACUGCCUCCACCCAUUGCAGCUGUGUCCUCGUUUCGCCGGCUCCACUAACCAUACUAAAGCACUCGGAGUCCCGGUGAAAGAGGGCUACGCUUUUGACCACUGCACCAGCAAUGUGCAGACACUAACAGACUACGACCACUCUCUCUGAUGAUCUCCCACGGCAAGUGGCCAAAGGAGGUCUGUUGUGUCUGAGGGGUGCCAUUCUCAAACCUCAUAAUUAACUUGCCUUUCCACUGGGUAGAAAUCUAGUAGGCAUAUUAGUUUUUACUAAGACCACUGAAGCUCUCUAUCUCAGAAAAAAAAAAGAUGUUUUCUUUGAACGAGUAUUAAUUCUAAAAUUUGUGUAAUUGCUUUGUGUUUUUAUUUUUCAUUUCAUUGUUUGAUUGUUUUUACUAUGUAUAACUUUGUCGAUGUCUUGACCAAUGUAAGCAAAAAUGAUUUACCUCAAAAAAAGAAAAAAGAAAAAAAGAAAAAAAAUCUUUGGUGUGUAUUUUCGACAUAUGAUUCCUUAUUGAUGCCCAUUUAUUGUUAGGUUUAAAGAAUUAUGUACUAUGAAUAUAGAAGUUAAGAUAUAGAGUAAUUUCUUCAUUAAAAUGUUUUACUCAAAGGCUUCUCUUGAAGGUGAUUUUCUAAUUGUCUUGUUACAGCAUAAUGACUGAGGAAAAAAAUGAUCAUUAGAAAAAAAAUCAUUUCUGCUUCAGUUGUUGCAUUUCUUCAGAUGACUCUGAGUAUUCAGAUUUAUGUCAACCAGGGUGAGAACAGGCUGAGUCAGAAAUUGUUUGGUAAGAGCUCUUCAGAUAUGAGCAACGAGAGCCAGAUAUAAGAAGCACCCAGUAGUGCAACUACCUUAGAAGUUGCAUUCCCAAAGAAACAGUCACAAUGGAUUUUCCCAGCAGCCCAGCCAAUCUGCUGAUAUCCUUAGUCAGACCAACAUGCAUGAUGAAAAGACUUGGCUACGUUACACAACACUGGUCUGGAUCUGGAAGAGCAGAAAAGGACAGCACAAAGCUUUGAACUAGACAACAGAAAGACCACUACAGUGAUAGUUCGCCUUCCUGUGGAUCACAUGGAAAUUAGUCUGAACCGUUUCCUUACGAGUUAGUAUGUGACAACAAUCGAAGAACAAAAGUGGUUUGUUUCACCUCAAAGACGGUGUUGCAUGUUUUCAAGUGUGAACCCAUCAACACAGGAAAGUGUUGGAAGGUUGCAGGCGAAAGGCCUUACAAGGAUUGUUUAAUCCAUUUGACGUUGUUGCACAAUGGUGUCAUCGACCCUUCCCUCCUUAGGAGUCUGUUGAAUAGUAUUUAUAAUCCUCUGGAGUCUCAUAUGAUUACAGUGUACCAAGUUCACACCGAUAUUUCUACAUGACAGUAGUGUAAAAUCGCUGCUUUUUAGUAAGAAAAACAUGAUAAAUCAAUAAAUGGCGUUAUUACAGA